UGGUGAGAGAGAGAACGCCCUCUAGGGCAGUGGUGUUUUGUUUUGACACAAUCGCGCAGCUCCUAUCGUCACGUGGUUUCUUUUCUCGGCCACCCACGUUUCGGUUCCGUGGGUAAACAAUACCCACAGUUUUUUUUAAUCGAAUACUCGCCGUUUUUCGCCCCCGGUUGGAAGGGGAUCGGGGAAGGAUCGGAAAAGACCGGCAGACGGGAUGUCCGUGUCGCGCUCACAGGAAAGCGAUGCCUGGGCACUUCUCGCCCUCAAAUCCGCACCAGCCAGCCCGACGAAAAUCCAAUGGAGUCCCGACACCAAAGACACCGCGAUCGCGAGGCUGGAAGGGCGCGAGUUCGAGUACUUCGUGAGACAGAAGAGGAUCAUCAUCGGGAGGAACAGCUCACGAGGCGAUGUCGACGUUAAUAUGGGACAUUCGAGUUUUAUCUCGCGUAAACACUUGGAAUUGGUUUUCGAACAUCCGCAUUUUUUUAUGGUGUGCAACGGGAAAAACGGCGUUUUCGUCGACGGUGUCUUCCAAAGGAAAGGGGCACCCUCAUUUCAGUUACCUAAAACGUGUACCUUACGAUUUCCAAGCACAACCAUUAGGUUAACAUUUCAAUCCUUGGUCGAUGAGGGAGUACCGCCAAUGAUUGUUAAGCAGAGGGCACCACUACCACCAUUGAGAAUCAACAUUCCAGAUCCAGAUACAAAUUUUACUAGUCCUUUUCCUUCUCCGACUGGUACGAUAAGCGCAGCAAAUUCAUGUCCUGCAAGCCCAAGGGGAGGUAGUCAAAGUUCUAGGCACAAUGUUAGUGCUGAUCUGCAAAUGGCAGCCGCCUAUGCUGCUGUUGUAGCAGGGCCAAAUUCCAUUGUCAAUACUGUCACUGUUUCUACAUCACACGAUGACAGGAAUGACAUUUUGGAAGGAGCAGAAGGAAGCAAUUCGCAUAAUAAAAUUUAUAGAUCAAGUAAUGGAUGCCAACAAUCUGAUAGCUACAGUCCACCAAAGGAUGACUCAAAGCCUCCAUAUUCCUACGCACAACUUAUAGUUCAAGCUAUUGCUUCUGCACCAGAUAAACAACUAACACUUAGUGGAAUAUAUUCAUAUAUAACUAAAAAUUACCCAUAUUAUAGAACUGCUGACAAAGGAUGGCAGAAUUCAAUUCGACAUAACCUUUCUCUUAAUCGUUAUUUUAUCAAAGUUCCACGGUCGCAAGAAGAACCGGGUAAAGGUUCUUUUUGGAGAAUAGAUCCUGCAUCUGAGAGCAAACUUAUAGAACAAGCUUUUAGGAGAAGAAGGCAGCGGGGUGUGCCUUGUUUUAGAGUCCCAUUUGGGCUUUCAUCUAGGAGUGCUCCAGCAUCUCCAAGUCAUGUCGGUAUGAGUGGUCUUAUGACACCUGAAAGCUUAUCCCGAGAAGGAUCGCCCACACUAGAAACUUCAGCUGGAUCUCCUGGUCUAAAUAGUCAAUCGGCACCCGGAUCACCUAGACAGAGACAAGAAGGGUCUAUGGUCAAUAAUAAUAGUGGUGGUGGUGGUGGUGGAGUAGGAGGUGGAGGUAAUAAUAUUCAACAUAUCUCUGGGAAACCUCGGCUGUUACUACCUACCCCUCAUAUUACAGUAGUUAACAGUCAUGAUAGGCAAGAGAAAUACAUAGUUAGCAAUCAAAACCCAGGAGCAACCACGAUAGCGGCAAACAAUUUGAUUAGUUUAUCAGAAGACCAAUCUAAUGUUAUUCCAGCUUACUCUCAAGCCCCAGUCAUAGUCCAAGCAACUUAUUCUAAUUAUUCAAACUCAUAUAUAAGUGAAAAUAAUGAAAAUAAUGGUUCAAUGAAGCGACCAGCAGAUGAACAUGAUAUCGACCAGGAAGAUUCUAAAAAACUUCGGAGGGAUGACGAAAGUCUUGAAGCACCUUAAAUUAAUGGAUUUACUAAUUUUAAAAUAAAUUGAAGCGGCUGAAGGUAAUGGAUCAUCACCAAAAUUUUGUUUCUUACCUUCUAUUGGAUAAACCAAGAUAUAUUAAAUUAGGGGGAAAUAGAACACAAUUUCCUUGUUAAAAUGGUCUUCAUUCAGAUGAAUAUUUUAAAAAGCAACUUGAAAAGUCAAGACAAGGCUAUUUUAAGUGUUACCAUUAUUAUGACUUUUUAUGUAUAGUUUAUUAUUUUUUUAUGAGUAAAAAAAUCAGAUUUUAAAUAAAGUAAUAUCAAGAAAUUA
This is a messenger RNA of Cimex lectularius (bed bug), 2206 nucleotides long. It is a transcript of the gene FoxK, whose product is annotated as forkhead box protein K1. The record is from RefSeq and is a predicted model, not a curated record. The transcript is spliced from 11 exons. Lineage: Eukaryota; Metazoa; Arthropoda; Insecta; Hemiptera; Cimicidae. Bases 212 to 1909 code for a protein of 565 amino acids. Gene Ontology annotation, molecular function: DNA-binding transcription factor activity, RNA polymerase II-specific; protein binding; RNA polymerase II cis-regulatory region sequence-specific DNA binding. Gene Ontology annotation, biological process: regulation of transcription by RNA polymerase II.